AUGUCAGAAUACGUCCCAGAUCUUAAUAAUCAGACAUGGAUUGACCAAGGCGGCCUCUUUUACUUCUGCUUCAAGAACCCAAAGUCCCAGUACUGCGAAGACGUUCCUGGGUACUACCAGUACCGCGUUGACCUCGCUCCCAAUGCUGCCUUCCUUGCUAUCUUUACCGCUUCAUUGAUCGGCUUCAUCAUCACAUGGGCCAUCACUCGUAGAGGCACCGCUUUCAACAUUGCUCUGAUCCUCGGCCUCAUCUGCGAGGUCAUCGGUUAUGCAGGACGCAUCUUGAGUUGGCAGAACCGCUGGAGCGAGAAUGGGUUCCUAGUGCAGAUAUGCUGCUUGACUAUCGGUCCUGCGUUUAUGGCUGCUGGGGUGUACCUCUGCCUUCGAAGGAUUGUAUCAGCUUUUGGGCCUGAGAACUCAAGACUUCCUCCAGAAUACUACACCCGAAUUUUCAUCCCUUGCGAUGUUAUAUCUCUCGUCCUUCAAGCCUUAGGAGGUGCCAUGGCCUCGAUUGCUUCUCACCAACACAAGAGUGCCGAUACCGGAUCAAACAUCAUGAUUGCUGGUCUCGCUUUCCAAGUCAUCACGAUUGUCAGCUUCAUCGCAUGUUCAGUCGACUUUGUCCUUCGAACGAUGCGUCGUCAGCGUGCUCUUGGCGACGCAGCCCUCGACCAACGUCCUGAAAUUGUCAUGGUUCGCAAUUCACCAUGGUUCAAGGCUUGUCUUGGUGCUCUGUCCUUGGCCAUUUUCUGUAUCCUUUGGCGGAGCGCCUUUAGAGUUGCAGAAUUGUCAAGAGGGUGGGAGGGCCCUAUCAUGGGUGACCAGUACAUGUUUGUUGGCUUUGAGGGGAUCUUGAUAGUGGUUGCGGUGGUGGUUCUCAAUAUGUUUCAUCCUGCGAUAUGUAUGCGGGAACUGUUGGAGCUGGAUGAUGGCGGUCUCAAAGGACUUUGGGGAUUCCGUGGUCGCAAGAGCAAGGUUGUUACCAGCCAGGACUCGACCGAUUACGACAGAAAGACACCCGCAAAUGAGACCAUGGCACUAUAA
This is a messenger RNA of Fusarium pseudograminearum CS3096, 1044 nucleotides long. RefSeq lists its product as uncharacterized. The transcript has 2 exons. The record is from RefSeq and is a predicted model, not a curated record. NCBI's taxonomy places the organism in Eukaryota, Fungi, Ascomycota, Sordariomycetes, Hypocreales, Nectriaceae. The coding region runs from base 1 to 1044 and encodes 347 amino acids. Gene Ontology annotation, cellular component: plasma membrane; fungal-type vacuole.